UUAAGUCGGCGCGGCCCCCCUCUCUCUCUCUCUCGCGCUCUGGUUCAAACGAGAGUUCCGCGGUCGCUCAAUCUCCGAUCAUCACCAUCACCUCCGGCGAUUCGCCGUCGCGGUUCCUCCUCCGCAUCGGCCGCGGCUCGGUUCACUCCUUCGGUUGCGAUUCCGGUGCCGUUCAGUCGUGUUCCCGAUCGUGCUCUGUUCUGACCGCGAAGGAAUCCAGUCCUCCGAUUCGUCGUCACUCGUCUCUGCGAUCGAUCAAAGAAACUUGCACAAUGUCUAGAGCCGCAAAGCGAGCAAGGGAAGAUGAAGAGUACACGAGGGAAGCAAAGAAGAGAAAGAUUGAAGCACGGUCCCUAAGUGAUGCAGAUGAAGAAUACCUCGAAAAGAUCACUGAGCAACUAUGGAGAGAGAUUAUCGAGAUGAAGGCCAACAUGGAUCGAUUGCAGUUAAAUCUUGAAACAAAUGGACAAAAUUUGAUAGAUACACUAAAGAAAAGAUCUGAAGAAUAUGAAAACAGUUUGAAGGAUGAGAGUAAGAAGCUUGACAAAAUCUACGAGGAGAUUAACAAUUAUAGAGCUUCCCGUCAAAAAUCUAGAGAUGCUUUUGUUAAGUUCGAGGAGGAAAAGGAAAAGCUCUCAACAUUGGUUAAAGAAUCAAGAGAGAACGAAAAGGCUUUGAUGGCAGCAAUUGGGGAAAACAUUAAAGAAGCCGAUGAGUACAUAAAAAUAACGAAAAGGGUCUAUGACAAUACGAAGGAUAUGGUGAAGAUUUUCGUCUCGAGGAAGGAUCAGGACUGAAUUUUUCACAGGAGGAUGGUUUGGAGACGGUCGCUAUGCGACUGUGGAAAUUUCUGCACAGAAUGGUUGAUUUCUCUGUAUUUGACUUGCAUUUUAUGACCUGAGCGGCUGAACCUAAGUGGGUUCUGACUUCACGCGCACAGGAUGACGAUGGAUGUGAAAUAAAACUUUAGCUGUGUAAUAAAACUUCAGCUGCUAGGCUGGCUACUAUACCCUAUAUGCCUUGUGGGUUAGGAGGACAAAUACUGUGAUAGAGUAUGGUCAUACUCAUCAUCAUGGUGUCACGAAGUUCGUUGUAUGAGCAUGAUGGCAUUUUGUUAGCCGGGAUAUUAAGGUUUGUUUGGAAUUGGUGUGGAAAGUUCAUGAUGGAAGUGAAUAAAUCCCAAACUUACAGAGUGUCAA
This is a messenger RNA of Syzygium oleosum, 1199 nucleotides long. RefSeq lists its product as uncharacterized. The record is from RefSeq and is a predicted model, not a curated record. NCBI's taxonomy places the organism in Eukaryota, Viridiplantae, Streptophyta, Magnoliopsida, Myrtales, Myrtaceae. The transcript is spliced from 8 exons. The coding region runs from base 273 to 797 and encodes 174 amino acids.